Molecule: messenger RNA, 1121 nt
Organism: Sorex fumeus (smoky shrew)
Lineage: Eukaryota; Metazoa; Chordata; Mammalia; Eulipotyphla; Soricidae
Gene: ALG5
Product: ALG5 dolichyl-phosphate beta-glucosyltransferase
Exons: 10
Coding region: 58-1032 (324 amino acids)
Cellular component (GO): endoplasmic reticulum membrane
Source: RefSeq, a predicted model, not a curated record
UCCGCGUGUGUGGAGCCGCGCCAUAGGGCGGGCGGCGGCGGCGGCGCGACAUGGAGGAUGGCGUCGCUCCUGCUGCAGCUGGCGCUCCUCGGCUCGGCGCUGGCGGCCGCGGCCCUGAUACUGGUUUCCUUUAUUGCGUUUAUAACUGCUGGAGAAAUGCCCCGCCUUCAUCGACAUGAACAAGAGAAGUUCUUCUUAAACACCAAAGGCCAGAAGGAAACUUUGCCCAGCAUAUGGGACUCACCUACCAAACAGCUCUCUGUUAUCGUGCCUUCCUACAACGAAGAAAAACGGUUGCCUAUAAUGAUGGAUGAAGCUCUGGACUACCUAGAGAACAGACAGAAACAAGAUCCUGCGUUCACUUAUGAAGUGAUAGUUGUUGAUGAUGGUAGCAAAGAUGAGACUUCAAAGGUUGCUUUUAAGUAUUGCCUGAAAUAUGGAAGUGACAAAGUACGAGUGAUAACGCUGGUGAAGAACCGUGGGAAGGGUGGAGCAAUUAAGAUGGGUAUCUUCAGUUCUCGAGGAGAAAAAAUCCUUAUGGCAGAUGCUGAUGGAGCCACAAAGUUUCCAGAUAUUGAGAAGCUAGAAAAAGGAUUGAAUGAUCUACAACCUUGGCCUGAUCGAAUGGCUAUUGCAUGUGGAUCGCGAGCACAUUUGGAAAAAGAAUCAAUCGCUCAGCGUUCUUACUUCCGCUCUCUUCUCAUGUAUGGUUUCCACUUUCUGGUAUGGUUCCUUUGUGUCCAAGGAAUCAGGGACACGCAGUGUGGGUUCAAAUUGCUAACCCGAGAAGCAGCUUCGAGGACAUUUUCAUCUCUGCAUAUUGAACGAUGGGCAUUUGAUGUAGAACUGCUUUAUAUAGCACAGUUCUUUAAAAUCCCAAUAGCAGAAAUUGCUGUCAACUGGACCGAAAUUGAAGGUUCUAAAUUAGUCCCAUUUUGGAGCUGGCUACAGAUGGGCAAGGACCUGCUUUUUAUACGACUUCGGUAUUUGACUGGUGCCUGGAGACUUGAACAAAACAGAAAAAUGAAUUAGGGUAUUUGUCAUCUCUAAUUGUAUUCUUACAUAACAGUGUCACAUAUUUCAUUUGAAAUUAAAAUUUUAAAUAAAGUUGGUAUAAACCU